This is a messenger RNA of Carya illinoinensis, 1170 nucleotides long. Its product is annotated as protein FAR1-RELATED SEQUENCE 1-like. The record is from RefSeq and is a predicted model, not a curated record. The transcript has a single exon. NCBI's taxonomy places the organism in Eukaryota, Viridiplantae, Streptophyta, Magnoliopsida, Fagales, Juglandaceae. Bases 1 to 1170 code for a protein of 389 amino acids. Gene Ontology annotation, molecular function: zinc ion binding.
AUGGAUGGUAUAGCCCCGCCAGCUAUUAUUACUGACCAGGAUAGAGCAAUGAAAAAUGCCAUUUCUAUUGUAUUUCCAAAAAGCAGACAUAGAUUUUGCCUGUGGCAUAUUCUGAAAAAAGUCCCCGAGAAGCUUGGUUCCCAUCGUGCCUACAAAAGUGGCUUGAAAACCCAGAUGAUGAAAUGUGUUUAUGACAGUCAAACCAUUGAAGAGUUUGAGAAAUCUUGGAAAGAGUUAAUUGGCGCGUACAACUUGGCUAAGAAUGUGUGGUUGCAAAGUUUGUAUGCUGAGCGCACGCAUUGGGUACCGGUAUUUCUAAAGGAAUAUUUUUGGGCUGGCAUGAGUACAACACAACGGAGCGAGAGCAUGAAUGCAUUUUUUGAAGGAUAUGUUCAUGCGAAGACAAACUUGAAAGAGUUUGUCGACCAAUUUGACAAUGCCUUGAGGAAGAAAAUGGAGAAUGAAAUCAGCUCGGACUUCCAAUCUUUUAGCGUUACAAUUCCAUGCAUAUCUAGAUCUCCGAUCGAGAAGAGAUUCCAACAGUUGUACACGAAUGCAAAAUUCAGAGAAGUGCAGAAGCAAGUUAUGGGUCUAGUCGAUAUGGACCCAUCUCUACUUAGACGAGAUGGUGUGAAGAAGACCUAUCUGGUAGAAGAUGAAGUGCUAGUUGACGAGUUCACUAAACAUGUUAACUUUCAUGUGGACUUCAAUGAGGAAGAUUGCGAUGUUAAGUGUUCAUGUGGGUUAUUCCAGAUGAGGGGGAUACUGUGCAGGCAUAUCUUGGCCAUAUUCAAAUGUAACGGGAUAAAAACUGUGCAAGAUAGAUACAUUUUGAAUCGAUGGAGAAAGGACAUCAAACGGAGAUACACGUUAAUCAGCAGUACAUAUGACACAGGGUCUCAGCGGGAAGAUAGUAACAGAUAUUCAAGUCUAUUGAAUAUCUGUUACCGGAUGAUUACACGUGCAGCGGGUUCGAAAGAGCAUACUGAGGAUGCAAUGGCAAAGUUGUAUUCUAUGAUUGAGUUGUAUGGUGACACCCAAGAACCCCCUUCAAUUCCCAAAUGCCAGACCAAUGUUGAUGGUACAUCAAAUAACAUAAAUGACGUGCCAAGUGAAAAAAUUGUACUCAGUUCACGAGUUGUGCGCGGAAAAGGCAGACCCCAUCUCUGA